AGUAACAUUUUAAGAAGGUUUAUGACUUUGUGACUGUGGUAACUAGUGAUUUUAUAACGUGCUUUUUCUCAAAGUUACCGGGAUGUCACGUGUCCUACUUAUAUCAAUACAAUCGUAACAACCGAAUCAUUACGAAACUUCGAUUCAAUCAAAUAAGUAACACGUAGCAAAUACGUCAUUAUAUUGUUAUGAACGAAUUUCGACACUCCACGACCUCCAUAUAAAAACCCAUCGCUUGACGACCGAAUACAAUUUUUAAAAAACCACCUGCUGGAGAAGACAGAUUUUGGCCCCAGUUAUGCCUCUUGCUUGGCCUUUUCCUCUUAUAAAAAGCGAUACAGCUUUUGUCAAAUUAACUAAAAAAUAUAUAUAUUUUAGGUAACUCCAUUCGUUUCCCCAACGUUAACCUGUUACGUCUACUCAAAACCCUUAUCUCCCUGUCACAUGGCAUGAAUAAGAUGCAUGUAGACAUGGGGGAGAUAGAAAAUGAACCAGUGCGACCGAAAAUUACUGAUGCCAAGGGUAUUCUCCAACAGAACCGCGAGUUCCUGGACUUCUUCUGGGAUAUCGCUAAACCUGAACAAGAGAUACGGCUGAAGGCCAUUGAAAAUCUCAUACAAUAUCUGAAGACUAGUGAAAAGACAGAUGAGUUGACAUACACCCUGAAGAGACUGGUGGAUGGCUUGGCACACACUAGAGAGGCUGCCCGGCCAGGCUUCAGUUUGGCUUUGGGACAGGUACUGAGCGUGUUUGAGGAGAUACCUCUGCGUACAGCCUUUGAUCAAAUCAAAGAGAAGCACAACUUGGCGAAAGUGAAAAAGAAACUCAUCAGAAAUGCUGCUUUUGGGAACUUCUUUGGUGUGCUCGCCCUGUCUCAGUCCACACGCCUUCCAAAGGAGCCUCAGGUGGUGCUGGAGUGUGUCCAGCUCCUCCAGAGCCUAUCGCAGUAUAGAGAACACCUGCGGGACCUGCCCAGGAAGACCAUGGUGGACAUCCUGUCUGAGACGUCAGAGGAGGUGUUUGAGGAGGUGCUGCUGGGAGCCCUGCAGACAGACCUGUCCUCUGCCUUCAGCACCCCUGAGCAGCUGCAGCUCCUCCUGGUGGCCAUGCAGAAGUUCCCCCAGGUGCUCAAGCCCAAGAAGCUGAAGAAGCUGCUGGGCACCUCCACCAUCAUAACCAUGGACAAUAUCCCUAAGUUGACAGAUGUACUGAAGAUGGCGGCCCGCUCAGUCAAGAAGGACCGCCUGCUGCCUGCGGUGGCUCUGGACCUGCUGCAGAUCUCUCUGAGGGAGGACAACUUUGAGCUCUUCUGGAGGGAGACCAUCAUUAACGGCAUGCUGAAAGACCAGCCGGGGCCCACACAUUACCUGAGCUACCGGCUGUUGGGUAGUGCCCUGCCCUUGUUGACCCUGGCCCAGCUGAAACAGGUGUUAAAUGGAGAGGUGAUGAGGACCUACGGGGAACACGUGGUCUCUGCCCAGCUCCCAGACCGCUUUAAGUUUGCCCCCGAGAUGGAGACGUACGUUGGCGACUUCCUGCAGGGCUGCGAUGACCCGGAGAAGCAGCUGGCGGUGAUGGUGGCCUUCUCCCUGCUCACAAACCAGGGCUACCCUGUGGUGCCCUCCUUCUGGAGGGUUGUGCAGCACCUGCAGCCGACCGCACUGCAGAGCUACGUGGACUGGCUCAAAGACAUGUUCCUCAACCCCCGGCUGGACAGCUGCCUGGACUUCAGCACCCGCAGGCAGAAGGAGAACCAGGAGGGCGGAAUCCAGAGAGAGAACUGUAUAUUCCGCCUGAGGAAGUGGAUCAUUCCACGCCUAACCUCCAUCGCCGAGAACAACCAGGUGAAGAGAGAGGAGGCUCUAGUGAUGGAUGUAGCCAGGUUUGUCUUUUUCCAUGCGUUCUUCAAUUCUAAGAAGGCCACCCCAGACAUACUUGAGACAGAAGCCACCCUGUCAGUGCCCCUGGAUGAGAAGACCAGAGCCAUCAUCAUAAACUCCUUCUUUGGAUUGCUGCAGCACAUCAACCACCUGCCUUUGCUGGGCGACUCCCCUGAGGUGGCAGCCCGCAACCAGAGGCACAUGCAGGGUGUGAUGGCUGACGGCUCCAUGUGGAUCUUCUGUCUGGUGCGGUACGCUGACACCCUGCUCAACCAGCCUAAGUACGUUAAGAGCACCCAGCCCUUCAGUCCUGAGCAGAGACAGGCCUGGGACAGUAUGCUGGCGUCAGUGGGGACUCUAAUGAAGAAAUCUAAGAAAGGCCAGACUCCAGAGACCUCUGCUUUCCAACAACUCUUCCUGCUGGUUGGCAUUCACCUCUUCAAGGCUCCAGAGGAUUUGGUAGACCUGAUGCAGGAUCUGCAGAACUGCAUGGAAAAAGCCCAAGAGAAGAAGUCCAAGAAGAAGAAGGCGGUAACCGGUUCUGCAGCAGCAGGAGAGGAGGAGCCCCACUGGGCUGAGGUGGUGGUGGACAUCCUGCUCUCACUCCUGUCCCAGCCCAGUAGACACAUCCGCCACGUCUGCAGGACUGUCUUCUCCAACAUCUGUCCCCACGUCACCGCCAGAGCCCUCACCAGCCUAGAGAAUACUGUUCUGGACCCAGAUAAAGAUGAGGAGGACAGUUCCAUCGUGGUGACGGAUGAUAAAGACUCUGACAAAAUAAAGAAGAAAGACAAAAAAAAGAGAGGCGAGGAUGAAGACGACGAAGAGAUGAAUGAGGAUGAGUCGGAUGCAUCAGACGACGACUCUGAUGAGGGUGAAGAUGAGGCCAUGGAGGAGGGGAGCGAGGUGGAUCAGAACUUCCGCAUUGAGCUGAUGAAGGUCCUACAGAACCAGGGUGCUCUGGCCACUGAAGAGGACGGCAGCGAUGAUUACGAGCUGGACGAUGAAGCCAUGAUGAAGCUGGACGGCAGCAUCGCAGGACUGUUCCUUGAACAGAAGAAGAAGAUGCAGGCCAAGAAGGAUGAGAAGGACAAGCUAAAAAAGGAAAAGACCCUCGUCAGAGACUUCAAGAUCAAGGUGCUGGACCUGGUGGAGGUGUUCCUGGCCAGGCAGGGCAGCAGCCCUCUGGUGCUGGGCAUGGUGGAGCCCCUGCUCAGCGUCAUCGAGAGCGGCAUGAGCUCCGAGAGCGACCAGCAGGAGCAGGACUUCCUCCGCAAGGCCGCAGACAUCUUCAAGAACCAGCUGUGCCGUGCCAAGCAGUACUGUAAGACCGUGGGCAACAGACAGGGGGAGCUCCACGACCUGCUGGAGAAACUCAUGACCAAAACCCAGAAGCUGUCUGACUCCUCAGUGUCACUCUACUUCUUCAGUGCAUCUCUGUACCUGGUCAAGGUGCUGAGAGGGGGGUGCCCGGGGCCUCAGCAGAUGCUGAGGUUCAUGGGUAACGUGGACGUGGAGAGGGUGUCGGCCAUCUUUAAAGGGGCGCUCUGCUCCUUCAUGACGCGCAGGAAAAGCCCUCUGUCAGGCCUAAUGUUUGUCGACCUCUUCACCCGCUUCCCUGUUCUGUGUGUAAACCUGUUGGUGACCGCAGUGGAACACAUCACAACAGGAGUCAGAGAACACCAACAGAGCCAGGCCAGUGCCAUGGUGCUGCGGGGGCUGCAGAGCAGGGAGGUACAGCAGCUGUUAGCAGGCAACCCCUGGGCAGGGCUGCUUCAGCAGGCGGUGGGCCGUGUGGCAGCGAGUCUGGAGACUGUAGUUGAGACUGGUAAGAACAAGGUGGUCCAGGAGAAGUUGGUCAAAGCCCUGGAGCUCAGUCUCUUCCUGGUUAAAACUGUCAACGAGCAGAAGCUGUCUGUGGAUCUGGAGCCCCUCGAAAAGGUUAUUCAGUCCAUGAGAGAGGUUCUGGGCUUCAGGAAGACUGGACAGAUGGAGGACACCUACUGGGCUGUUAUGAAACAUUUUGGAGUCAUAAAGCCCAAAAGGGACAGAACCAGGAAAACCAAAGACCAGGCUGAGCCGACCGCUCCCAAGAAGAAGAAAGGAUUCCUGCCGGAGACCAAGAAGAGAAAGAACCGCAAGAAGCAACUGCCUGUCUCUGAGCAGGGGGCAGCAGAUGCCAACACAGUCCCCUUGGGGAAACCAGAGGGAGGAAAGAAGAAAAUAAACAAAAUCAAGAGGAAACUACCAGGAGGAGGAGAGACACCUGUACAGGGUCCGACCAAGAAGGCCAAGACGACAUAGCCUGAAGGCAAACAGAAGAAGGGAGGCAGAGGAGAAUAAAGUGGACUAUAUGUGUGUACUUAGGCCAGAGAGAGAGAGAGAGCCUGUGGUUGUGAAGAUGGGGUCUCAUGCUCUGGUUUUGUAACUUUGCUCUACGAAGAGCUAUUGAUAUCCUUUUCAUACAAAGGAAGGGCGAGGUUUGUUUGUGGUCUUAGGCUGUAUGUUCCCUUUGCGUCCCUACUCCAUCCCAACACACCAGUGUGAAUCUUAUGCAAAAUUCUGGAGUGUUCAUAAGCCUCUGAACUGAUAAGUAUUCAAAUAAUAAUUGGUCAUUGCGUUGUCUAUGCGCCAUUUUCCUUGCAUGCGUUCUCUGCGAACAAGGGAGCAUAGUCAGCUUGAAUCCAGGCCUUGGGGAUUAUGCUAGUAGACCUCAAGCCGAUUGAAUGUGUUGCACAUGGUGAAAUAACACUGCUUUUAUUGAUAUUAAACAUGUUACAUUAUGGCAAGUCACACAACAGAAUCUGAGACUGUUGAUCUUUCUUAGUAAUUCUGCUAAAACAGGGUUCCAUCUCAAUGUAGGCAGAUGGAGAUUCUCUGGUCGGUCCUGUUUGUCCUCAGUACACUGUUGAAGAGACUGGAAGGGAAAGAGUGGUCCAAUGAGGAAUUGUCUGCGUUGCACCCAUAGAGAAACUCAUCUUUAUCUGUCCCAUUAGUCUUUUUUAAAUUUAACCUUUACCUUGGCAAGCCGGUUAAGAACAAAUUCUUAUUUACAAUGACAGCCUACCAAAAGGCCACGGGAUUAAAAAUACAUGACCUAAGGCAACUGCCAACACCAUUGAGGCAAUCCAUUUUAAAAUAGCACGAUUGGCUGAGCCCUCCGCCAAUGAAGUUGGAAGUCCCAUUAUCUAUGGUUGAAUCUCAGAAGGUAAAGGGACAAUACACUCCCAAAUUUAACUUAUUUUUAGACCUCUAUGAUGAGUCCAUGUCCCAAGCAAUAAGUUGUGUAGACCCUGCCAUUUAAUUUAUUAUUUCAACCUUUAUUUAACUAGGCAAGUCAGUUAAGAAUAAAUUCUUAUUUUCAAUGAUGGGUUAACUGCCUUGUUCAGGGGCAGAACGACAGAUUUUUAUCUUGCCACCUUUCGGUUACUCGUCCAACGCUCAAACCACUAGGCUACCUGCCGCCCCAACCCAAAUAAAUUCAAAGACACGUACAACAAAUCUGGAAAUACCAUGGUGCUUUUCCAUUCAUUUUAGCUUGUGGAUGGCCUGUGACAUGGACUUAUCUUGACAUUGUGAUAUUUUGGAGUGUGAUAUUCCUUUAAGAUGGCGCCAGUAAUAGUAUCGUUUUAAAGGAGGCAUUACAGAUAAAAGUAAAACUAGUUCAUAGAGAUGGGAGCUGUACUCACGUCCACUGCUGCUCAGGCUGGAGGACAUGUAGCUGCUCCCGCCUCCGAAGGACCCCCCGCCUCCGAAGGAUCCCCCGCCUCCGAAAGACCCUCCACCUCCUCCUAACCCCAGACCUCCUCCAAAACCUCCAAAGCCACUGCCCAGACCCCCUCCAAAGCCUCCUCCUAGGCCUCCGCCUAUUCUGUAGCCACCGCCCAGACCCAUGCCGCCGCCGCCUCCUCCUCCUCCCAGACCCAUGCCGCCGCCGCCUCCUCCUCCUCCCAGACCCAGACCCAUGCCGCCGCCGCCGCCGCCGCCUCCUCCUCCCAGGGCCAGGCCAGCCCCACCUCCCCCUCCUCCAAUGGCAGUCUUAGACAUGUGCACGGUCACGCCGCCUCCUGACCUCAGUCUGAAACCAUAUUCAUCACAAAUACAUGACUAUCAUAGAGACGGGCGUAGAACUUCAGAGAGCAUCAAUCAGCACUUAUAUGGGUGAACAUCUGGAUGAUGUAUGAGACCCUACUCUCUUACCUGCUCUCCUCGCUGUCCAGAAGCUUCUUGUAUGCAGUGAUCUCAACAUCUAGAGACAUUUUACUGGCCAGGAGUUCCUGGUACUCUUGACCAUAGUGUGUUAUUUGCUGUAAGAAGAGCAUGAUUCAUGGGUUAUGCUGCACCUAGAAACUGCAUGUGAAAGUGGCUCAUAGGAGUUGUAUUUUUUACUGGUGUAUACUUGUGGAGGACUCUGUACCCCAUCCUUACCUUUCUGAUGUCAUCCAGCUGCAACUUGAGGGUCAGCACCUGCUCCUGAUAGGUCUCUGUGUGGGAGCUGGAGUGGGACUCUGCCUCAUCCACCUGAGAUUCCAUCUGGAUGUUCUACAACGGGAGAGAUCAGUCCUGCGUAUUAAAAUACUGUGGCGAGCAUUAGGUUGUCAGGAGAUAGGAGUGGGAUACUUACCCUCAUACUGUCAUUUAUGAAAUCAAUGAAACAUUUUAUUUGAUGCUGUAUAAUUUCAGGGUAGACAAGGUCAUGUUCCUACCAGGGUCUUGAGUCUGUCGAUCUCCCUCUGUACUGAGUCGAUCUGCAGUUUGUACAUGCGCAGCUCCUCUUUGGUUUGGGUCAGAGUCUGGGUACUGGGCUGGGAUGUCAUGGACAUCAUGGAGAGCUGGGGUUUGAAAUAAGAAAAAGGAGGUUACAUUUUCAUGGUGCCUUCACUAGUCUUAGUCUACGCAAACUUGAGAAAUAAACAUAAGAUUUGGGGUUGGAUGCUGGAAGGCAAUGUAGGCUAAAAUAGUGUAUUCUGAGUGCAAUGCUAAGAACAUCCACUUGGGGGAGACUGCAACACAGAUAAGAAUGAGAGAUAAUGAAUGUUAUGGUGUUUGCAAAACAAGUAAUCAUUUUUGCAACUAGUUAUCGUUAGAUAAUGCCUGACAGACUUGAGAUGAUUAUGUUAAUACAAUGUAAAGUUGAUGGGCCAAUAGACUGGUUGACAAAAUGCAGACUAGAUACUGUCGGUCGCUGAAGGGAACAUACACUGUCCUGCACAGAAACAAGGGCGUCCUGCUUGCUGCGCUGGGCCAGGGCUUCAUAGUGGGACUUGACGUCCGACAGGGCAGAGGUCAGGUCCUGGGCUUGGGCUGCGUUGUCCACCGAGAUGGAGAAGGCUGACCUCACACUGCCCGUCAUGAUGUUCCUCACCUCCUUCACUUUCUACAACACAAAGCAAAUGUGUUAUGUCUAAUGUGCAAUUGUUUUAGUCUUCCUUGUGGCUAUGGCAACAUAAUACAGCUUUUAAAAUA
Molecule: messenger RNA, 7346 nt
Organism: Oncorhynchus mykiss (rainbow trout)
Lineage: Eukaryota; Metazoa; Chordata; Actinopteri; Salmoniformes; Salmonidae
Source: RefSeq, a predicted model, not a curated record